CCAGUAGGUGGCGGGAAUGCACCAUUUAAGUUUGGUUUGCCAACUGCCAUUAAACUUGAGUAGAAGAAGAAGAAGAAGAAGAAACAUCACCCGCUUGUUGAUGAUGGAUGUGAUGUGCUGUAAAUCAGUGGGAACUGAUCUGUCCAUGCUGGAUAUUGAUGAUUUCAUCACAGAAAUCUCUCAGCUGAAGAAAGAGGUGGCGUUACUGGAGACAAAGCUGAGGUUAAGAGGAGAUGAAGGACUGAAGAGAGAGGACUCUGAGCUCAGUCUGACUUUACUCUGUUAUACUGAGUCAAAGCCCACAGACGCUCAGGACACUACAGUGUGUGACAGUAAUCAGGGCUUACAGGAUGAGGAAUCUACUGAUCAAACCUCCACAGAGUCUCUGGAUUCUGUCUUGAACGCUGGAGAACAGCAGCAGAUCCUGCAGACCAAACUCAAGAUGUGUUCAGUCAAACUCAUUGACUGCAGGAACCUCAUGAUGAAGAUUAAAACUGAACCUACAGAAAUAAAAACUGAAACCACAGCAGAUGAAUAUGAAGACCAUCCUAAUGAUGGUCAUGAUUUUAUUCUGACAGAUGUGAAGAGUGAUUUAUGUUUGGAUGGAGAAAUAACGUCCUCAAAUCUUUCCUGCAUCACCGGUGGAGAGACAUUGAUCUCACAGAGACAUUUAGAGAGAAAACACACAGAACAGAAACUCUUCACCUGCAAGGGAUGCAAGAUCAGCUUUAACACCUUACAAGAGAAGGAACUUCAUUCACAAGAGCACAAAGAAAAGAAGAUAAAGUUUCACUGUCAGCAGUGUGGGAAGGAUUUUGGCUUCUUAUUUUAUCUGAAACGUCACAUAAGUAAACACAGUCAUGAAAAACAUUUCCACUGCACUGAAUGUGGCAGAUAUUUCAGCAGGAAAAUAAAUCUUGUUGCUCAUCAGAGAAUUCACACAGGAGAAAAACCAUAUGAGUGUCCUCACUGUGAGAAGAGAUUCAACCACAAACCUCAUCUGAAGAUUCAUGUGCGUAUACACACCAGUGAGAGACCGUAUCAGUGCAGUGAAUGUGACAAAGCCUUUAGGGCUUCAAGUUCAUUAAAAUUACACCAGAAAAUUCACGGUGAAGAAAAACCCUAUCAAUGUUCACACUGUGAUGAACGUUUCUGUCAGAAAUCUCAGCUGAUAGUCCAUGAGAGAAUUCACACUGGAGAAAAACAUUUCCACUGCACUGAAUGUGGCAGAUAUUUCAGCAGGAAAACAAAUCUUGUUAUUCAUCAGAGAAUUCACACAGGAGAAAAACCAUACAAGUGUCCUCACUGUGAGAAGAGAUUCAACCACAAACCUCAUCUGAAGAGUCAUGUGCGUAUACACACCAAUGAGAGACCGUAUCAGUGCAGUCAAUGUGACAAAGCCUUUAGGUAUACAAGUUCAUUAAAAUCACACCAGAAAAUUCACUCUGAAGAAAAACCCUAUCAAUGUUCACACUGUGAUGAACGUUUCUGUCAGAAAUCUCAGCUGAUAGUCCAUGAGAGAAUUCAUACUGAAGAAAAACCUCAUCACUGUAAUGUUUGUGGGAAGAGUUUCAGUCACUGUGCCAGUUUAGUGAAACACCAGAGAACUCAUACAGGUGAAAAACCUUACAAAUGCUCUCAUUGUGGAAAGAGCUUCUCUGAUCCAUCUAGUUUUAGAUUUCAUAAAAGAGUUCACACAGGAGAAAAACCAUACAAGUGUCCUCACUGUGAGAAGAGAUUCAACCACAAACAUGCUCUGAAGAUUCAUGUGCGUAUACACACCAGUGAGAGACCGUAUCAGUGCAGUGAAUGUGACAAAGCCUUUAGGGAUUCAAGUUCAUUAAAAUUACACCAGAAAAUUCACUCUGAAGAAAAACCCUAUCAAUGUUCACACUGUGAUAAACGUUUCUGUCAGAAAUCUCAGCUGAUAGUCCAUGAGAGAAUUCACACUGGAGAGAAACCUCAUCACUGUAAUGUUUGUGGGAAGAGUUUCAGUCAACAUGUCAGUUUAGUGAUACACCAGAGAACUCAUACAGGUGAAAAACCUUACAAAUGCUCUCAUUGUGGAAAGAGCUUCUCUGAUCCAUCUAGUUUUAAAGUUCAUCAAAGAGUUCACACUGGAGAGAAAACUCAUCACUGUAGUAGACCGUAUCAGUGCAGUGAAUGUGACAAAGCCUUUAGGGCUUCAAGUUCAUUAAAAUUACACCAGAAAAUUCACUCUUUAGAAAAACCCUAUCAAUGUUCACACUGUGAUGAACGUUUCUGUCAGAAAUCUCAGCUGAUAGUCCAUGAGAGAAUUCACACUGGAGAAAAACAUUUCCACUGCACUGAAUGUGGCAAAUAUUUCAGCAGGAAAAUAAAUCUUGUUAUUCAUCAGAGAAUUCACACAGGAGAAAAACCAUACAAGUGUCCUCACUGUGAGAAGAGAUUCAACCACAAACCUCAUCUGAAGAGUCAUGUGCGUAUACACACCAAUGAGAGACCGUAUCAGUGCAGUCAAUGUGACAAAGCCUUUAGGUAUACAAGUUCAUUAAAAUCACACCAGAAAAUUCACUCUGAAGAAAAACCCUAUCAAUGUUCACACUGUGAUGAACGUUUCUGUCAGAAAUCUCAGCUGAUAGUCCAUGAGAGAAUUCAUACUGAAGAAAAACCUCAUCACUGUAAUGUUUGUGGGAAGAGUUUCAGUCACCGUGCCAGUUUAGUGAAACACCAGAGAACUCAUACAGGUGAAAAACCUUACAAAUGCUCUCAUUGUGGAAAGAGCUUCUCUGAUCCAUCUAAUUUUAAAUUUCAUAAAAGAGUUCACACAGGAGAAAAACCAUACAAGUGUCCUCACUGUGAGAAGAGAUUCAACCACAAACAUGCUCUGAAGAUUCAUGUGCGUAUACACACCAGUGAGAGACCGUAUCAGUGCAGUGAAUGUGACAAAGCCUUUAGGGAUUCAAGUUCAUUAAAAUUACACCAGAAAAUUCACUCUGAAGAAAAACCCUAUCAAUGUUCACACUGUGAUAAACGUUUCUGUCAGAAAUCUCAGCUGAUAGUCCAUGAGAGAAUUCACACUGGAGAGAAACCUCAUCACUGUAAUGUUUGUGGGAAGAGUUUCAGUCAACGUGUCAGUUUAGUGAAACACCAGAGAACUCAUACAGGUGAAAAACCUUACAAAUGCUCUCAUUGUGGAAAGAGCUUCUCUGAUCCAUCUAGUUUUAAAGUUCAUCAAAGAGUUCACACUGGAGAGAAAACUCAUCACUGUAGUGUUUGUGGGAUGAGUUUCAGUCGACGUGACAGUUUAGUGUCACACCACAGAACUCAUACACGUGAAAGACCUUACAAAAGCUCUCAGUGUGCGAAGACAUUUACUCAGUCAAGUAAUUAAAAGCCCAUGAGAGAAUUCAAACAGGAGAGAACCUUUAUGUCUGCUCGAUUUGUGGAGAGAGAUUCUUACUCUGGAAGUUUUCAGCAUCAUCAGAAGAAACACACUAAAGAACAAAGUACACUGAAAUCAUUGUAGUGUUUGUCUUGACACACUGGUUGUGUAUAUUCGAUGAGAAUAUUUGAUUCGAUAAUGUACUAGAACAAAAACUGUUUAUUUCUAUGAAUGACUUUACAUUGACUUUGGUUAUUUGUGGUGCCAAAAGCAAAGAUUUAGUUCUCAUCGCCAGGUAACAUUUAUAAACUCUCUACAUUUUUACUAUUAAUGUUUUUGUGUGAUUGAUCAGUGUGUUAUAUUGCUUGAAUUGAAUGUUGAAUUAAUUCGUCGUUUACUCUCUCCUUUUGUUUUAUUUCGUGUUUUGUAUGAUUGAUCAACCCAGCUAGAAGAAAAAAGGUCUAAUAAUGUUCCCUGAAAGUUCCCAAGGUUCCCAAAAACAUUCUGCCAACGUUAAAAGCAUCCAGUUUUUUUUUAAGUUCUAGGAACGUUUCUGUUGUCUGAACGUUAGAGGAAUGUUACAUUUUACCAUUUUUAAACGUUAUGACAAUGUCACGCUUUAAUGUUCACACAAUGUUUAAAACAACAACUGUUUAUUAUAUUGACUUGUUUAAUUGUUAUGUAAAUGAUAGAGAAACAUUGCAUUUUAUUAUUUAAUAAAACAUUAUUUCUGAAUGUUCAGUAAAUAUAUUGCUGUAGAAAACACAAUUCACUUAUUAGGUUUAGAUGUUGAUGUUUUGUUUCAUUUUAAGUCACCCUUAUUGUGAUUAGUGUUUGUUUUAGUUGGACUCUUGACACUUGACUUUUUACUUGUUAGUUUUUGUUCCUGGUUGUGUUAACUUUUUGUUAAUACACCACAUUUGUAAUGAAAAGUUAAUAGUGUAAUUCUGUGGUGCUUGGUACAUAAUGGUAAAGAUCAUAACCUAAUUAAUUUACUAAUCAUAUGUUUAUUUUCUGUCAAAAAUGUAAAUGAGAUCCAGCGCUAUCACAGCAGUUUGUCAUUAAGGAGUUUAAGAAACUUUGGACAAAACAUAUCUGCUGUAUAAUUGGGACGCACAAACAUCAAGAAUCAGACUAUGAAUCUCAACCAUGGUGACAAUUAAAUGAAAAACUUCAUGCUGCAAUGCAUGCUGGCAGGGCCGGCGCUAGCUAUAGGCAGAGUAGGCAAAUGCCUAGGGCCUCAAGCUUGGAAGGGGGGCCUCCAUAACUGCUAAGUCCAUGUGCGCUGGUCCGACAAUCACUACUGACAGCAUUAAAUAAAGUUUUAAGGUGAGUUCAACUUUAUGAGGCGCCGCCGCCACUGCAAGAAUUAAGUUUGUAUUUAAAAAGGUUUGUAUUUAAAGUCGAACAGCAAACAAAACUGGCGUUACCUAAAGUAAACUGUCUGUAUAUCUUUUAAGUCCUCUACACUUUAUUUUAGUUUUCAAAUCAUGAAAGUAGUUUGUCUGUUUAACUUCCAGUGGCAGCUGAUUUGUAUGGAUAUUUAAGGUAGUUUAUAAAAGGUAUUGCAAUAGUCUGAUAGAUAACUUUAUACUGUAUAUUGGUUAAGUAAGAGGGAAAUUCUUCUUUAUACCAAGUUAAAAUAAUAAAACAAUAAAAGUUGUUCACCUGUAAUUUUUUUACGGUUAGGGUUUUUGCAAUGUACUGUUUUUUUUUAUUUUACUCUUUGGAGAAAGCAAAACUGUUAUCCUGUGUUAUCACAAAAAGGUGGUGUUUUUAAUAAAUGUGACUGCCUUCAAAUUUUUAACACAUGUGCUUUUGCAUAAUAUCUAAUUACAUUUUAGCAUAAAGUUAAUCAAUUUGUUGAUAAAACUUAAUAAAAAGUAAAAGUAAUGGGGAAAAACAUGUUUAAUAACUGUAGUGCUCAUCUGAUUUCUUACGCAGUAGAAUAACACGUUCUCACAUUAUUCUGAAAAUUAGAGGGGUGUGAGGGGCCUCCAACAUAAAUUUUGCCUAGGGCCUCCAAAUAUCUAGAACCGGCCCUGCAUGCUGGGUAUUAACAAAUUACAAAUCUCAUUCAGGAUUCCCAGCAUGCACUGCAGCAUGGAUAAAUAUUGAUUUUUUUUAACAAUUUUAUUUGUCACCAUGGUUGAGAUUCAUAAUCUGAUUCUUGAUGUUUGUGCCUCCCAAUUAUAC
Molecule: messenger RNA, 5560 nt
Organism: Paramisgurnus dabryanus
Lineage: Eukaryota; Metazoa; Chordata; Actinopteri; Cypriniformes; Cobitidae
Source: RefSeq, a predicted model, not a curated record